AAGAUGCACCACACGUUCUGGUGACAUCCACGGCCACGAUGAGGUGAAACGGUUGUUUUCGUUCCGAUGGUUGUGAUUAGCUGCCGGUGAAUUGAGGGCUGUCACACUGGGAUUAAAGCAGAUUAAAGCGGUAUCCCUGGUCCCGUAUCAUCUGGAAUUACUGCCGGACUCAGGGUUUCAUCCCCCGCUUCGGUUUCGGUGAGUUUAUCGCCAUGUUAUCAUCGGUACCCACCAGGCUAAUUGCGCGAAGGUCGCGCAGCCUGUCACCGUGUAAGCGGGUUCUCCAGACCAGUGCGAGCGGAUCCGUAUGCCAGAGCAUCCGCGAACCACCGGCGGAGAGCAACCGCAACCCCAUCGUGUCCACCUCCCGGGUCUCCAGAAGGGGGAUUUUGGCCGAGGACACCGCUGUUACCAGUGUGAACCCGUUGGUGCAGUACCACCACCUCGCCCCUAGAUGGCUGUCCAACCUGGAGAACCGCCGGAGCUCCUGGGCGGCUCUGGCCAGCAGAGGGCGCAACAACAACCAGUACUGGGAGGAGAGCGGGCAGAGCGGCGGAGGUGAGGGCCAGGGGGCAGGCGGGGGAUCCAGCCGGGCAGGAGUGGCGUCUGCCGGUGUGCUGUCUGCUGCAGCCGUGGCCUUCUGUCUGAAGAAAGAUUCCGAUAACAAAGGUGAUGCUCUUCUGGAGGCAGCGAGGACCAAUAACUCCCAAGAUGUGACCAGACUGCUAAAAGAGGGGGUCGACCCAAAUCACCGGCACCGUCUAGGUUGGACUGCUCUCAUGGUGGCUGCCAUGAACCGACAGCACAGUGUGGUGAAGGUUCUGCUCGAUGCUGGUGCCGACCCAAACGCCGGCGAUCACUUCAACAACGUUUACGACACCUCGCGGGAGAGAGGCAUCCACUCCCUGGAAGUCCUCGUGUCCAGAGAGGAUGAAUUCAGCAGCAGGCUCAGCAGCAGGGCCGGCUUCCGUGGCUGCACAGCGCUUCACUACGCCACGCUGGCUGAUGACCCACGCACCGUCCGCAUGCUGCUGGAGGCUGGUGCCAACCCCCUGCAGACCAAUGGUUUGGGACACACAGCACGGGCCUAUGCUAAGGAGGGAGACGUGAGCACGGUGCUGACAGAGUGGGAGGGCAAGUUCCAGGAGUUACAGGCUCGGCGGGAGGCAGAGGAGAGGAGGAGGUUCCCUCUGGAGAGGAGGCUGAAGGAGCAUAUCGUCGGACAGGAGGGGGCCAUCAAUACUGUGGCCUCAGCCAUCAGGAGGAAGGAGAACGGUUGGUACGACGAAGAGCAUCCUCUUGUAUUCCUCUUCCUCGGCUCAUCAGGAAUCGGAAAGACGGAGUUGGCCAAACAGGUGGCUCGCUACAUGCACAAGGACAUCAAAAAGGGUUUCAUCCGUAUGGACAUGUCGGAGUUCCAGGAGAAACACGAGGUGGCGAAGUUUAUCGGCUCCCCGCCAGGAUACGUGGGACAUGAGGAAGGGGGUCAGCUGACCAAGCUGUUGAAGGCGUGUCCCAACGCUGUUGUCCUGUUUGACGAAGUAGACAAAGCUCACCCUGAUGUUCUUACUAUCAUGUUGCAGCUCUUUGAUGAGGGUCGCCUCACAGACGGUAAGGGGAAGACCAUCGAGUGUAAAGACGCCAUCUUCAUCAUGACGUCCAACGUUGCGAGUGAAGAAAUCGCCGAGCACGGACUGCAGCUUCGACAGGAAGCUGAGGAGGUCAGCCGCAGAAAGCUGGCCGACAACCUCAAGGAUGUACAGAAAAGUGAUGACAUUAAAAUCUCCAGACAGUUUAAAGAAUCUGUGAUUCGACCAAUCCUGAAGGCUCAUUUCCGGAGGGACGAGUUUCUUGGUCGGAUCAAUGAAAUUGUAUACUUCCUGCCAUUCUGUCACUCAGAGCUGCUCCAGCUGGUCGGCAAAGAGCUCAGCUUCUGGGCCAAGAAGGCUAAGCAGCGCCAUGACAUCACUCUUAAGUGGGAUCGCCCCGUUCUGGACCUGUUGGCGGGCGGGUAUAACAUGCAUUACGGAGCACGCUCCAUCAAACAUGAGGUUGAGCGGCGGGUCGUCAACCAGCUUGCUGCGGCGUACGAGCAGGAGCUGCUGCCCAAAGGCUGCACCCUGCGUCUGUCCGUCCAGUCGGAGGACCGGGAGGAGCACAGCACGCCGAGCCUGCGCCUCGAGGUGGUAGGAGAGGACAGCUCGUCGAGAACGCUGGACAUCCGUCCACCGCUCAGUCCUGAACACUAACAAAGAACCAACACAGAAAUACAGAGGAUAUAUCAGAUAUGUAUGCACACGUUACACUAUCAUCAUCAUCAUCAUCAUCAGACAGUGUCAGGAGGGAUGGGUGGUUCUUGAAGGAUGUUGCCAAUAAAAAAUACCUCUGACAAACACCACUGCCUCUCUGUUUCAGUACGCACAUGCAGUAGUUACCUGCCAACUUAUCCACAGGAUGCAGUUCUGUAUCUGCCAACAACUAGACCAUUAAAAUGUAUCUUGCAACAGACUUUCAUUAUCAGUUGGGACUCAUAUCCAGAGGGUAAGAAGUAAAGGUGCAUAUAUGUUUAUGAAAGGAGCAUAGAGACUUCAGGGUGUUUCUACAUCAAACAUCUCAUCACCGGUGGAUUGAAGCCAUCGUAUUAGUCGAUAAAAAGUUAAGCUGUGAUAAGUUAAUGUUGACUUUGUGGAGUAGAACACUGAAAACAGCCAAAAUAUUUAUUAUUUAUUAAAGAUAUAUAUGUAAGUUAAUGGCAAUGAAUAGCGGUAUAUUGAACGGAUGAACGGCAGUGUGGCUGCAUGACUUAAUGGAGGCGGGGAGGUCACAUAGACAUUGACUGGAGGAGGAUAACUAGUACAACCUUCAUCUUUUAAAUAUCAUGUAAUCUGAUUUAAAAGUGUUUUGCCAAAGUUGGAUGAAUAACGGCCACACUGUCCGUUCACCAUGAAGAAAAAGGGAAGCAUUAACGACCAAAGAUAGUUUGCCUCAGAUUGUUCACUUCACCACCUCACCAGCAGAGCCUCACUGAUAAACGUUGUGCGAACCUGCUUAUUCAUUUCACUUUUUGUGUUAGCGGAGAAACACCAAGCAGAAAUGUCGAGCAGCCCGUCUGAGUGAUGGGUAAUAUAACUGCCUUGUGAAUUGUUUCUGUUGAUGCAUGUUAAUGUAAAGAAGUCUCGUCUGUCACCGCGGUGGCGCGCUCUCGUGUGUCUGUGUGACAUUAAGAGAAAUUUAGAGUCGUAAAAAAAAAAAUAAUAUUCAAAGUGUUGUUUCAUAAAUGUUUGAACAGCGUGUUGACAAGGCGCCAAAUGUAAUCCAGCCACAUUUCUCAUUCUUGUAUCCCAACCUCCGCCGUGUAAAUAAAGUCAUCGCAACAAAGAAA
Messenger RNA from Larimichthys crocea (large yellow croaker), 3382 nucleotides. RefSeq names its product ClpB family mitochondrial disaggregase (gene clpb). Gene Ontology annotation, cellular component: mitochondrion; cytoplasm. The record is from RefSeq and is a predicted model, not a curated record. The transcript is spliced from 16 exons. Gene Ontology annotation, biological process: cellular response to heat. Gene Ontology annotation, molecular function: ATP hydrolysis activity; ATP binding; protein binding. Lineage: Eukaryota; Metazoa; Chordata; Actinopteri; Sciaenidae. The coding region runs from base 213 to 2249 and encodes 678 amino acids.